Molecule: messenger RNA, 14398 nt
Organism: Paramuricea clavata
Lineage: Eukaryota; Metazoa; Cnidaria; Anthozoa; Malacalcyonacea; Plexauridae
Source: the annotation of a GenBank genome assembly
AUGAAGGGUAGGAUAGGGCUAACGUUACCCAGUUGGGAAGGUAGGAGAUCUUACCCGGCGCCAGGGCUCGCAUUUCCCAAAACUAUCUACCUGUAAGCAGUUAGAAUAGAUUACUGUUCGAAGUGCAAUCAUGCGUAACCAGGGUUGGUAAGUUGCUGAAUAAAUAAGCCAAAUAUUAUUAUCAUAACCUUUGUUUCCUUUGUUUGAAACAAAGACAUCAAAGGGCCGUUUAUAACAAUGUUUGGCUUAUUUAUUCAGCAACCUACCAACCCUGUGCGUAACAUUGGCUAUAAAACAAGGGGAUCUCAAUAGUUCAGGGUCAGGUUGUUAAACGCGGCGCAGGUGUGUGUUAGUCGGAAAGACAUAGCUGUGUAUACAUGUGUGUAUAUAUAGGUAGGAAGCAGCAAUAUUGUGUCACAGAUUCUGUUUUAGCGCUUUUCCCCACCCGUCCCCUCCCCAAGGUACGUUUACUCCCUCGCUCCUCGGCUUACGGGCUCGCAUUUCCCAAAACUAUCUACCUGUAAGCCAAUGGGAGCAUGAGGGCAGUUAGAAUAGAUUACUAGUAUGAGCCCACGCUACUAUGGUCAGUCAGUGCAAUACAAUGUUUGAAUUACAUGAAGUAGUGGGCAUUCUAUUAUUGAAAAAAAUUAAAAUCAACAUAAUUUUCAUCGUGAUGAAAUCUGGAUGAAACUAUGCGAUAUAUAGGAUGAUGACAAGGUAUUUUAAAUAAACACAAUCGUACUUUUCUGCCCCCUUUGUCCUCGUUUGCAAUAUUAUCUUGAAACAAAAUUAGGGGGGGGGGUGUGUGGACCAAAAUGCCUGAAUUUUGAUGCCCAAAAUUCUUGUCAUUGAGUGGGAGGGGGCAACAAUUAACGCGUUUUAUUUUAACCAUUUGCCUAUUUUUUAGUAGAAUGUUUCCAUUUUUAUGUAGCAUUGCACAAUUUUUAGACAAAAUCUGCUCGAUUUUUAAGUAGAAUUGCCCGAAUUAAAAAUUAUUGGGAGAUGCCCCACCCGGCCCUCACCUACGCCUAUGGUCUUUGCACAUUGCCAAGCCUUCUAUUGCCCUGUAAUGUUUUGUUUUUUAUUGCAUUCUGUUUCUUAGUGUGGAAGGCCAAACCAAAGCUACCGUUGUCCAACAUGUAACGCCAACAUUGGUGGCGAGGGCUACCAUUUAGCAAUAAACAACAAAGAUGCAUCCAGGUGAGUGUGUACAAAGGUAAUGCAAAUCGGUUUCCAAUAAUUUCGUGCAGGGUGUGUGUGUGUGUGUAAAAUUAUGCUUAUAAAAGUAAAGCAGAAUAUUUAAAGCAAUGUUUUAGUCGUUCCGGAGGUGUUCUGCGUUGUAACAUAUUAAACCAUUAUGCUCAGCGUGGUCAUAUGUUAUUACUCCCGUAAUAGCAUAGUUGCCCAUGUUUCUUUUGUUUCAACAGGGUCGAUUACUAACUAAUCUCCCGCAAUAGCGGGCGAUUAGUUCUAAUCACCCGUUGGCAAGGGUCACACCCUUUGUCUCCCUGCCGACUACGCAUUAGGCAAGUGCCUCACGCACAUAAUCGUGCAAGGAACAGCAACAGUUAGCUCAGAGCCGUCAAUAGUCUAUCAACCGAUCCCUGAGCAUAGAUUAAGUAAGGGCAGAUGUGUAACUUCAGUAAAAAAGUUGUCCCACGGUCGCCAUCUUCCUAGCAAGUAUCGCUCGCGUGAUUAUUCGUCAUUUGGUAGUAGGUCAUUGCUUUCAAAAAUGUUUUCAACACCUUUUCGGCUUUUCUACAACUUUAAUUGCUUUUAACAACUUUAAACAUUCAACAAAUGAUGCUCUUGAUUGUUUAAUCCAGGCACGGUAACCCACGCCCGCGAUCAUUGAUGAACUUUAGACUUCGCUAAUGCUUUCCUUUCCCCGGGUGUAAAUAGCCAGGCGGAAUUAGUACCCUCGCCCUGAGUUUACGCCUGGAACGGCGCUCCGCGCCGUUGGAUCGGGGAAUAUUAAAUCUCUAUAGUUACAAAGCAACAAAAUGUAUGACAGUGUUACCACUUUGAGUGAACCAGGUUCGGUUCGCGGUUGGCUAAUUUUCAACCAAAUACUUCAUGUUGAAAUCAUGUUUGGACACUAAAGUUUGGCAAGCAACGGCGAGGUGUUGCUGCAUGCAUGUAUUUCUAGUAAGUAGUUGUGGCCCCGAAACUUGGCCGAAAAUUUUUUGGCCACUAUUAAGAAAUCUUUGAAUAUAAUCGCUAGCCUAAUUUUAAGCUUAUUUAUCUUGAUUUACUAUACAUAGGCAGGGGUGAAUAUGUAAAACCACGCACAUUUAUACUAGAAAAUACUUACAGUGCAGCAACCCCUCGCCUUUCUUAACAGAUGAAGUAUAAAAACUCCACAUAAAGUAUUUAGACCAUUAUACACAAACAUAAAAACACAACUGAUGCGCUAGCUUAAUGAACGAUAACGUUCGCUGCAAUUACAUAUUAUUAGUCGCUGCGAGGGCGACUAUAGGUUUCGGUCGGCAUUUUUCUCCAAUCUCCAAUCUCCACGUUACAAAGUGGAAUGCUUCAUGUAAGCAUCAACUAUAGUUCAGAAUAGUUUAUAAAGGCUGUUCCGGAAGCGAAAAAAGCAAAUACAUACAGAGGAAUAGCGUAUGGAGUCAACCAAGUGCGAAUAUUCAUAAAAAUCAAACAAAUGCGUGUUUUUGCUGUGUUCACCAGGGGCCAGUUGUACAAGUUCACCUAAUAGUCAAAUUUUCAACCGGCAUAAAAAUGUUUUAAAAGCUAUAAAACUAUUGAUAUAGAGGCUAAAGAUAAUAAAAGAAACUCCAAUUUAUUAAUACUAUAACUUAAUUUGGGUUAUACAAAAUUUACAAAAAUCUAGCAAGUUUUAGAAGGCUUCAAACAAUCGUUACCCAAUGCAUAGCGCUAUCCAUAGUCUAUCAAGGUAUGAUGGUCUGGAAACCAAACAGAAGUUUUUGUUUUAUGUUUUUGUCUGAGUUUAUGUUAAUUUGUGCACGGUCACGGUGAUUAAGCUUGCAAUAGGGAUAGCUAAAAUGAAAUGUGCAACCCGACGAUUAAUAAUAUUUAACUUAAUGAAGUUGAGACAAAGGAUUUGUGCACGGAGAGGUACAGUUCAACAUCAAACAACGACCUUCUAUUUUGUAGCUUUGAAGUUUGGCGGUAUUCCAGACCAUCCUAUCCUGUACAGUAGACUAUGGCUAAAAGUCGGCUCAGAAAUAUUAUAUAGCAUGCAAAGACUGAAAUUCUUGGGUUCACUGCAAGUUAAGGACUGCAAGCAAACGUACACGUCAUGUUAUUUUUAAAAUACUUCUAUAUAUUGCAUGGUGGUUUAAUUUCAAAUAAUUUAUUCAUUAAUCAUUAUGGUGUAAGUUUGAAUUACAAUGUGUGUUUCUUUAUACAGGGUGUCCCAAAAAAGCAGCAAACUAUUGAAAAAACGUAUUGUUAGAAUUUGAAUGCCUUAGCACUAAGCUGAACGCAAAGAUGCGUAAAAUAUUGACAUAUAAAUAUUGACCUAUUAACAAAUUAAAAUAUCUUUGUAAAAUUUGCACAAUUUUCUGCUCUUGAGAAUUUAAAGCAGCUUCUUAAACACUUUCUUUAUGUAUAAAAUUUACUUAUGUCAAGCUUUUAUCACUUGUGUGUUCAGCAGAGUUCCGAGGCAUUCAAAUUCGAACAAUAUGUUAUUUCAAUAGUUUGCAGUUUUUUUGGGGACACCCUCUGUUUUCGUUAUAUCAAACUUCAAAAGUAUCGAUGCUGAUCAGAGCAAAGGAAAAAUGAUUUUCGUUUGUUAAAAGGUAUUUUGCACCGGCAGGGGAUUACGUGGGAAACAUCAAUAAAUGUUGGUCUGGAGCUCAGCAACUGCUAUCAUCGGCAGUUGUUAUGUCUUUCUAGUUCCAAAUAUAUUCGAAUUGAUUUAAAAUAUUAAUACCUGUCAUAUCACUGUAUUCUGUAGUGGGUUGCAGCAGUAAUAAUUCAUUUUAACGCUACCUACUUGGGCAUGAAUCGGCGACUUAAUUUGUCUGUGUAGGCAGGUAUCACAGAAUAAACAAGCCUCUAUUUUAAUAUUCCCAGCGACUAAACGCUCAAUAGAGCGUCUCGUUGAGUUAAGAAUGGCUUAAAAAUUUCGCAGGUAUGAAAAAAAUCGACAACACAAAGCAAGUACGGCAUGGAAUAUUACUACUGAAAUUAUUACACUUACCCAAACCGGCACAACAACGAUUAAAUUAUUAAAAACAUCAACAUCAAAACAAUUAUUACAAAUUUUGUUUCACGGUUGAACAGCCACUAAUUUUUGAAACUGCAGGCUUAUUUCCAGUUAAAAUCGGAGAAAAGAACGUUUUGUACUUUCGUAAAUCUUUUAAAAAAUUUAAAACAAAAAAUUGCUGUAAAACAGCAAAAUACGUCCUUUCAAAAUGAAAAACAAUUAUUUAGCCAGAGCUUGUACUCGCGCAUGCACAUAACGUCAAAAACCGUCCAUGACAUAAACAAAAUGGAGAACAACUUUGCCCUUCGCUAUGUUUUCACAUACCUGGGUAUGAUUAGCCCUGCGGAAUUAGUACCAUCGCACCGGACCUAUACACCCGCUCGGGGAUAAAGAUGUGGUUGUACCAGUGGUGUAGUGGUAAAGAAUCGGAACAGAAAUCCAUGGCUGCAUGCGGAAUCACUGAAUAUUCAUUUCCCCGGGGAUUAAAAUCUAUUUAUAGUAUUAUAACAAACAUAACGGCGAGAUAUCGAGUGUAGUAGGAAUAUUGAAAAAUUAUAUUGUUACACAGUUUGGGUUUUUUUCUUUGUUUUCUUCUAAUUUUGUGGCAAUCAGGCAAGAUCGAAGUAGCACUGGUCACAUUCUUGGCCGUGCCCAAGCUCAACAACAAAAUGUGACAUCCGUACGAAAUUUAACUCACUUGUCAUGUGGUGUCUUACGUUGCCUGACGCAUGUGGCCAUGUUGUUGGGAACAGAUCAGAAUAUUCAGGUAUAUUUGUCAAUUGAACUUGUUAAACAUUUAUAUUGCGCUCGUUGUGAGAAGUUAAAUAUUUAUUUUAUUUUUAUAAUGUUGUAUAAUAUUUUCCUUACAAAUAUUUUCCUACAAUUUUCAGUUAUUGAGCACCCAAAUUUUCUAAACAUAGUGUAAUCUUUAUCAGUAAACUUAGAAAAUUUGGAUGCUCAAUGACCAUUGUCACCUUACGUGUAAGCCGAAUAUGUCUAAGGUGGUUCCCUGCAGUCUAAGACUACGCUUAAGCCGUGUUUACACUACGACGCACUUCGGCCUGGCCUAGGCCAGGAAAUCUGGGCCACCUGUUCUGAUGGACCCAGAUUUCCUGGCCUAGGAAAUCUCGAAGUGCGUUUACACUACACAAAUCUAGCCCGAUGGUAGGCCCAGGCCAGGCUUAGGCUCGUAGUGUAAACACGGCUUUACACUUGUAUCGGAUAGCUUUCUAUAGCGAAAUGGAAAAAAAACAUCUAUCCUCGCCUUUUAGGAACGCUAUUUUCAGAUAAAUUAUUGCAACGGAAAGAUGUUGUUUCGCUCAGCUUCUGAACGUUGUACAUUCUGUGUCUAUAAUAUGGGUGCUCUUUCGCACCGGAACGGAAAUUUAUCUCGUACAGUGUAAACGUAGCCUUAAUGUCCGUUAGUAAUUUUUAUGUGGUCAUGAUUUAUUGAUUUAGGCCUACAUGAGUUAAUAAAUGUACUCUUUGAAGCAUGGAAUAAGUAUAAACCCUAAGAGGCAUUAAUAACGUAAUCUUUGAUCUCGUGCACAUUUUAAUUCCUUAUGAAAUUUCGGUAUACUGUUUUGAAAAUAAAAUAUAUCAAUGUUUUAACCAGAAUAUUGCUGCUGUCAUAAAACCACCAGUUCAUGAUGUUGUCCAGUUUUUAAAAGAACAUAUACAACAUGAUAUAAGAUGUAUAGCAAAAAGUACUGGUAACAAUGAUGAUGAGGCGAUGCAGAUAGUCCAUCUAGUGCUUGUUGGUAUUGUAAACAACCUGGGUCAGCAGGGAGGUACGUUUAAUCCUGUAGAUUUGUAACUGAUUGCACUGGUUUUUUCUAAUAUACUUCACCUGUUCUGUUGCUGUAAAAGUAACAAUUAAUCUAACACGUAUAUAGUGGAUUUAGAAUUUGGAGUCAAGCGUGCAUGUCCUCUCAAAGUCAAAACUCGCAACCAUGCACACGACCUCGAUCUCUAACUGAAAGUCACAAUGGAUGUGUCACUGUUUAUUCGUAGCAUUUUGCAAAACAUAUGAUUGAAUGCCUUCAUUCAUGAUCAGAAAUUGCGAACACAUAUUGAGAGCUAAGAUGAACAUGCGUAGAAUGAAUAUGCUGACAUGUACUGAACAUUAAUGUGGAAAACUGCGUGGUAAAUUAUUUCACUAUACAGUCGGCAAAGUUUCUGAUCAAUUGCAAUGUAAUGUAAUUAUAUUUUCCUACAAAUAUUUCCUUGAGAAUAAAUAAUCAUGACUCAUUAAGUCGCUAGGGAUGAUGUAAUGCUUGUAUGGAGAAGUAUAAAACAGCCAGGUGUCAUAUCGAAGUUAACUGAGUUUUGCGUUACAUAAAAUAUUAACUAAUGACUUUAUUGUAGGUUACGCAAAUAUUGAUGGAAACCUGAUCACCAAAGAUUCAAGAACAACUUGGGAAGAUGCAUUUAUGACCACUUUUUUGACUCCUGUUCUUUCCGUAAGUUUUUACACCACAUAAUCAUACACUAUUACACAUACAGUAUAUUAUCCCAUACCUGUGUUAAAAGCGGCUUUCUGAUUGGUUUAGAGCAGGUGAGCUUGUCGUCGAGCUCACCUGCUUUUUGCCGAGCUCACCUGCUUCUCGCCCGAACUCACCCGCUAAACUGCUUACGUUGCAAUAACAAUAACAAAUAUGGCGGACAAGAUUUAGCCGAUAAACCUAAACUUUAAAGAACUUUUUUCGGUGACUAACAUACUGAGACUGAAGAAAAACCAAAGAAAAAUGCAGUAAAGGUAAUGUAGACGUAGAUAAAGAAGUAUUUUCUUGCCCAGUGAUUUUUUGGCCGGGAAAAUGUUCACAAAACAUCGACGAAUAUAUCGCGAAGAGCUACAAAUGUGUGUAUGGCUCGGUGUAUGGGAUAAAAACCAAACGUACUUGCAGGUUCGGUGAGUCCGGGAUUGGACGCACCUCGGGUGGCUGGAAGUUUCCCGAACUCACCUUGCUUCGCUCGGUAAGUUCGGGAAACUUCCAGCCACCCUCGGUGCGUCCAAUCCCGGACUCACCUCCCUGCAAGUACGUUUGUUAUAUGAUGCUGUGGCAGUCUAUAUAUUCUACAUAUACUUAUAUGUGGAAAAUGAGCACUAAAUUUUCUGAAAAAAUAAUCUAGUUGACUAAAAGUAGCGGGAUAUACCAAGGGGAAACAUAAUUUAAAGGCGAAUAAAGAGAAGAAAUGCCCUUCAAAAGACAUGGGGGAAAAGGGGAAAAAAUACAAAAAAUAUAUAUGAUUUGUUUGAAAUGAAGUUCAAUUGGAUAUCGGGUUCUAAAUAAUUGUUACAUUCUGACGUUCUUAGGCUAUUUCCGACUUGCUCCAGGACAGUUUGGGUCGUAUGGUCCGAGAUGAGAGACUCGGUAUGUAACAAUUUUUUUACAGAGAUUUUUUAUUUUGUUCCAACAGUGAGAGAGAGUUGUGGCAUUUUAUUUUGAUACCUCAUCCACACUCGCAAGUGAGGACAGUCAUUGCAAAAUCCCGGCCUUCCGUGUCAGAUUUCACAUCCAUAGGCGUGAUAUUUACAUUUGAAUCAUAUUUAACCAUCUCAUCUACGUGAUUUCAAACAAAACAUAGGGAGAGUUACGAAAUUUGGUAUGGUCAUUUAAAACGUGGGUGUGGUUUGGGCGUGUCUGGCACAUAGCUGACCAAAUCGUAACUCUUCGGUGACAGCUCAACUUUAAUCAUACCAAAGAGUCUCAGCUCGCUUCUAUAUAAAUCUUGUGUACGUUCCGAAACUUCCAUAGCGAAAUGGAUAGAUGGACGAAUUAACGGUAACAUUUUUACGUGGCCAAAACUUUUAUGUUAUUUUUUACCAGUAAUGCUAACAUAUUCAAAACAGCUUGUAACCCAUCAUUCUUAGAAUUACAGUAUCAGAUCAAAUUCGUUUUUUUACACACCAUUUUGUGUAAUCCGACCAAUUUCUGGGACACACAAACAUGCAUACAUGCACAACAACUAUAUUAACUCUACAUAUAGCCUCUGUGCAUCUCUAAGCUUAAACGAUUAAAAGCCUCCUCAUAAUAUUCAGAUAUCCUUAAAUCACCAGCCAGAAAUACAAUUCGAGUUACUUGACACAGAAGUACUAUAAUAUUUGCAUGGGUUUCCCAUAUUUGAGAGCUCUAAACAAACAUUAUCGAAAUUGUCUACGAAAUUGCAAACAAAGGUUUUCCACUUUUGACUAUUGACUGUUGCAAUUAACACUGUGCGAAACUGAAAAUCCUUGGAUAACUGUCGAUUUUCCAGUAAUUCGCAAUAAUAUUUAAACUUCGUCCAUCUAUAGGCAAUAAUCGUUUGAUGAGGUUGCUGCAUGAACUGGAUGGCCCAAACUAUGAGUCCAUAACCGAACUCGACUCAAUGUGUCCAGCACUAUGGCGAUACCGCAAAAAAAUCACAAUAGAAAAUUUAUCGUUCAAGUUUCAAGAGUAUUCGCAAGGAUGCGAUAAGCCAGAGAGAUGUGAAGUUCUGGCGGAAUUCUUGAAAAAGGUAUGCGAACAAAUAACUCUAGAAGAAUAUGAGAGAAAGUUAUACCUUUGCAUGUUAACUGUUCCAUUUCUGGAAAUAAUAAUUUCGCAUGUAAAAUGUACUUUUCAUAUUUGAAAGAAUACGUGAAAGGGAAAUUUUAUAAGUAGAAAUUUUGAAUUUUACAUAUAAAAAUAUGAACUGCCCGCACGUAAAAUGUUCCAAUUAGAAAAAGAAUUUUACACGUGACAUUAAAUGUAAAAUCUUCGCAACGUAGGGACCACUCCAAUGGUGCUGUUGAGCUUCCUCUUUUGGCCAAAUUUUCAAUUGCUGUAAAUCAAAUAUCGUGGUAGUGCCUUGGGCAUGCCCGGUUGUCAAGAGUCUACAUUUUGGGCAUGCCCUGUUGUGGACAGUCAAAUUUUACACAGCAUCCAACUUGCAAUUCUAAUCAGACUGUACGUAACAAUAUUUUAAGAAAUAGUAAGUCCGUCAUAAUCGGAAUCUCAUGAUUUUAAUUGUUUCAUCGUUCAUUUUGUUGUUUUGUUAUUGUUGUUGUUGUUGUUGUUGUUGUUGUUGUUGUUGUUGUUGUUGUUGUUGUUGUUGACGCAGAAAAAAUGACAACAUUUAGAAAUAUAACGGGAUGUUUCAUUCUCUAGUAGCCACUGACCAUAGGGAAAUUAUAAAAAUCUGAGAAUAAAAUUUGAUUACAAAAAAUUACUAUUGAGAAAUACAAUUUCUCGGUCGAUUUUUAUUUACGUACUAUUGUCCCAACGAACAAUUAUUUAAAUUUUUUUAUAUACUUCUGUAGGAGCAUCAUCUCCGUACGUUGCAAUAUCUUCCAGGUAUUAUAAAACUACAGCGUCUGCUUUUCGAGAAAUUUCAUCGUCGUUUGGAUCGAAAUGAAGCGGAGGAAUUCACUCUGGGAAAAUUCUUGAAAACAUGUAAUUAUUACAUUAACUUUACCUAAUUUAAGUAUGUUAAACUGCGGAAUUUGUAAACCUAAUAUUAAAUUCAAACAGAAAAAUACUUCUAUAGCCAGUUCGUAUAAUGUCCAUGCACUGUGCAGAUUAUGCGGUUCUUAUCGGAAUAAUAUAAUUGCUGUUGAGUUCUGACAUGUAUACGUACAGUACGAAGCUGAAACUGGAAGAUUUGAAACAUUUGAAGUUUCAGAAGCGUUCGUCUUAUUGGCACUACCUACACUGGCACAGACCAUUCAAGAGUAUUGAAAUUCGCCACUUUACUCAUCAUUUGUGUUUUACACAUGGCCGCGAUAGAAGUAUUUGAUCCAAACGAUUUCGUGCAAUAUGAUUCAAACGCUGAACAUUGCUUCGCAAGUGCUCAAAGUGCGAGACAUUUUACCCAUGUUCAAACGGUGAAUAAAAGGAAUCACCAUUCACUGAAAUAAAUGUUUGAAAACAUUAAAGCUUAAAUGCAUUUUAUCCCGUGAGUCUAGCCAUGUUAAAUUUUAUUACAUGUUUCACGCGAAGACGAGCUUAGUUGGUUCCUGAAGCUCACGACCCUCGCUUCCGUGUUACUUAAAGCACGUUGAUGUGGUUGUACAAUUGUAUCAUACUAUCAUUACGUCCUCUUUUUCUUUGUCAAUCGCCAUUUUUGCAUUUACUGUAUCGCCUGUUACUGUGUCGCCGUUUUGCAAUAUAUCCCCAUAAUUGAGUAUCUAUUCAUUUGAGGAAUGUCUUCCAAGUUUUUAUACUUUUUAAUUUUGUCUUCAGCUACUCAAGUAAAAGAACAAUUCAGUGCUUUGGUCAACAAUUUUAAAAUGGCUUGGAAAAUUGUCCGAUUGUCCCUUUCGCAAGAUGGCAAGUAUUGUUUUGAAAUUCUCUAUAUCUUCCAAAACGCAUUAAUUUAUAAGUGCUUUGCCAAUGAAUUCAAUAAUAUCUUUGGUUUAGUCCCUUUAAUAAUAUAUAAGAACUCCCUCAAUAAUAUUCUCCUUACCAAACAAGUAAGAGUUAUAAACCGAGUAGGAGGUUUAUAACUGAUAUAUUGACCCGAGGACGCGUAGCGUCCGAAGGGCAAUAUAUCAGUUAUAAACCAACUUACUCGGUUUAUAACUAACUUAUAUCACACUUGCGGAGGUUUUCCAACAUAUUUUGUCAUUUUCAAAAAUUUUUAAUGAAAAAUUCUCGCGUUUUGUCUACAAGUUUAAUCCAAUCAUUUAUUCAAGGUCUAUAAGCUAGUUAUAAACCUCGGACGAACAAAGAAAACCGACGCAAGUGUGAUAUAAUUACUAAUAAGACCUUUUUAAGUCGUUAAAUAGAUUCGCAUUGUGCGCUUUAUAGGGUUUAAUUUAAAUUAAACCAUUGCGCUCAUGUCUUUUCAACCGAACAACAAUAACAUUCUAUUUCACUUACACUUGGAAACAACCACUAUUGUUAUAUAGCUAUGGUGAACACCAAACAUGAUUGGCUGAUUUGUGGUCACGUGACUUCAGAUAAAUGCAAUGUGUCCCGCCUGGCAACAAGUGAAAAAUUGUUGCCCGCCCCGACCGGCUACUUACAUAAAUAAACAAAAUGGCGGCACAACUAGCAUAAUUAGAAACUACGUUUUCCCAAGUUUGUGUUCAAAUGAAGAAUGUAAAAGAGAAGAAAAAUACCCAACAGGCAACAGAAUAGGCUGCUGAAACCGUUUAAGCAGGUUCUUUUAAUUAUAAACUCGUUUACACUAUAGAGUUUUUGUCACUAAAUCAGUACAAUUGUUGUAUGAAUGUUGUUGAAUGUUAAUUUUUGUUCGUCGCUAAAUAACAAAACGCUUAAUGUCUGUUCCCUCGGGAAAUAGUUAGGUUUUAGUCGGGCAGAUAGAAGGAAAAACUUACUAUAUCGUGGGACAAUUCCAUUUGCCUUCAUAUUGUGUCCUGAAGGCUAGUAAGUACGUUUCUGUAUGUUGGCCGCGUUAAAGGUUCUUGUGGGCUCCUGCCGACACGUUUUUCUUCGAAUUUUGUAUUAAACUCUAUUACAGGUAAAAAAUGUGAAAUUUCAAAUACAUUUCUAACACAAAUGACUUACAUCAUUUGAAAACUUGCAAAAACUACAUAUCAUAUUAGACAUGUAAACGGUUACCCGGGAUUUUGAAGUUCUUCUUUAGUUAUGAGCUGUUGAAUGCGUGUUUUCAGACUAGUACCCAGGAAUUUUGCGAGAUUUUGGUUUAUUUUUCACAUUUAAAACAGCAAUAACUCGAAAACCGCUUGAAAUUCCCAACUAACCAUUUAUAUGUCUUAUAUGUAGUUUUUUGUUAGCUUUCUAUUGAUGCAAGUCAUUUGUAUUAGAAAUGUAUCAGAAAUUUCACAUUUUUUAACUGUAAUAGAGUUUAAUACAAAAUUCGAAGAAAAACGUGUAGGCAGGAGGCCACAAGAAAUUUUAACGCGGUCAACAUACAGAAACGUACUUACUAGCAUUCAGGGCACAAUUUGAAAAAAAAAAUAUGAUAAAAAAUAUGAUUUACAUUAAUUUUUUACCAGUUUCGAAUAUUGGCCGUUAUUAUUGAUUUCCCGAAUCAUUGUGGUUUUUUGGAACACUACCCGUUUUGUCCAAUGAAAAGCCAUGACAAACGAGCUUCUAUACACUUGCUAGUGUUUAACAGAAUUGACUUAUUACCCAAUUACAAACAUGGUCGCCUCUAAUUUCUUCUAAUUUCAUGCACACUGUUGUUGCAGGACAACAACUAAUUUAUCUUUUAUUAUACUGUAGGUCCUUAUUCAAUUUCCCAGGAAAUGUGCCUCAAUGAAGUGACAAAUUCAACACCAAUUUCCAUGUUCUUGCCUGCCAAAUCAGGCCAGGGAAGAUGUGCUUUGGCUUUGAACAAUUUUCUCGUUACCUUACAUAAUGAUUUUAUUGGCCGUUGUAAGAGCUUACUAAAAGAUGAAAGUCGGUAUGUGUUGUAGUAUAGAUGGAUUUUGUCUUGAUAGGAAGCACUUCAGCUAUUAGUCCUUUGCAAUCUAUGUCAUCUUGAUUGAUUUAUAACAAAAGGAUACCACCAACUCUUUAUUGCUGCUUGUUUGUUUCCGUGUUAUCUAGCUAUAGAAAUACUUUCUUCCUUUUUGGAAGAACUCGAAAUUGCAUGGAAACACUCGCCCUUCGAUUUCGUUUUCCUACUGAUCAAUUUCUCCUGUCCACGUGUCUUUAAAAACCUACCACAUGCACUUCUAUUGUCCUCAAUUUGUUUAGGUAUUUGACUCAAGACCUCAUAUUAAAAGUUAGGUGCCGGCUUUUGAAUAUCUACAGGAAAGAGCGGGGCUGAGAAAACACUCAUUUCAGGUUUUGAAUCUAAAAUUCAAGACCCGGUAUUGGUCAAAAUUCAAGACUUAUACCGAGUCGUCAAUUUGCAAUUCAAGACCUGGUAGACCUUGUAAAGGCAAACUGCCGUUGCUACAAAACUCAAGCCCCACAUCUUCCUUUCAAGUAGACAACGCUGCACGUCCCUGAGUCGAGAAAGAGACAACACGCGUGUACCUUGGGCCCGUCAAACUUUUCCAAUUUACCCUAUUUUUAGAGUCACGGAUAGGUAACUUUCCUAAAACAUUACUAUUGGUUAGUUGGGCAAAAUACACGUGAUGGUGAAGGACCAGAUUAUGAAUAAAGCUCUAUAUCUUUGUUAAAAUUAUAUUAAUGGUGUUUUAUAAGUUUGGUGGUGGGUAAUUUUAUACAUAGGGAAGAAUAACUGGAAGGAGGUACACCGGCUCCCAACGAAACGUUGCUAUCGUCAUGGAAAACGAAAAAACCUUAAUUUCAAAGAAUAUUGCUGCAUUGGAAAGACGUAAUUUUUUAAAUUUUUUUUAGUCCACCAGAAAUACCGUUAGCCAAUAUAACUAAGGCUCAUCUUGUGGCAUAUGAUCCAGAAAAGGAUUUCUUACCAAUGAUCCUCGCACACUGUGAUUAUUCUCUUAAAGUUGGUGAGGGAACUACAGUAGAGUUUAACUGGAAGUGUUUGGAAAGACAGCUGGUGGACAGAUUUAUCAGAGGAAGACCUAGACUAAUAUCUUUGGUAAAUACUAACAGUGAACAUAGAAUUAGAAUUUAGAAGCGGGGUGUAUAAAAUUCAUUAAAUUCAUAAAAUUCAAUCAUAGAUUUGGACAAGAAUAAAUAAUAAAUUGCUUAUGUUUAUACAUUAAUGAAAUACUUGUCGAUUCAGCUUCUCAGUAAUUGGCUAAUUUAAAAAACCACGACAAUUAAAAAACUGUUAUUAAGAACCAGGUAUUACUAAAACCAUGGAUGCUUCCUCUCGCGCGAAAAAUCGUAGCAUGUUUUCGCAUCAAAACAUUGCAGACUGCAGUCAUAUUCCUAACGCCGUCACAUCGUCUUCUUUGGAAUGGCGAUGUCUGAUUUCUCCGUGACAAAUUUUGUUGAGAUAAGCUAAUACAAGUUUGAAAUUUUCGCAUUCCUGAAUAUUUUGACAAAAAAACGUUUGAAAUGAAAUGAAACGAUUUUUGCGUGAUGCAUCCCCGGUUUUGAUGAUUUAUACAAUUGUCCAUCAUUUUUUUUCCAUUUUAUUAACUUUACGAGUUGUAUGAUAACACAAAAUUCCAUGCAUAUUUUAAAGCCCCACGUGAAUAUCCCUCUCUAUGUUUUAGCUUGCUGGGCUUGUCAUUUACAAAAUAGCAUAUUAAUAAUAUAUUGGGUUUUUCUAUGCUUUUCUUAGGUUGAGUUGUUUGUGUUUAGUAAGGAUAUUUGUGACGGAGAAGUAUUUAAAGCCUUAAAACAGAAGAUACCUCAGGUAGAUUGA